This is a messenger RNA of Olea europaea var. sylvestris, 444 nucleotides long. RefSeq names its product probable DNA-directed RNA polymerase III subunit RPC6. Gene Ontology annotation, cellular component: RNA polymerase III complex. The record is from RefSeq and is a predicted model, not a curated record. NCBI's taxonomy places the organism in Eukaryota, Viridiplantae, Streptophyta, Magnoliopsida, Lamiales, Oleaceae. The transcript has 3 exons. Bases 1 to 444 code for a protein of 147 amino acids. Gene Ontology annotation, biological process: transcription by RNA polymerase III.
AUGGGAAUGAGUCGAUCACUUGAGACUAGCUCUCUUAAGAGGAAAAGACCUGAGGUAGAUCCAUUGGGUCUUGUAGAUGCUGAGCGUGCAAUCCUUAAUGCAAUCAAAAGUAAAAAAGAUUUGGGGAUUUGGGUACGAGAUAUCAAACACGAGACAAAGCUCACUGAUCAUGUCGUCAACAAAUCGCUCAAGUCAUUGUUGACUAGGAAAUUGAUAAAAGAGGUCGUAAAUAUCCAGUACAAAGGGAAAAAACACUACAUGGCAGUCGAGUUCGAACCCUCAAAGGAAAUUAGCGGAGGUGUAUGGUAUGUUGAUGGAAAUCUCGACAAAGAACUCAUUAAUGUAUUGAAACAGUUGUGCUUACGGUGUAUACGUGUUCAAAAGGUUGCUACUAUCGAGAGAGUUCAUGAGGAUUUGAAGAAGCAACGAGUGACAAUGAAAUAA